AGAUUCGGGUUUACGUCUCUUCUGCAUAGUUGCAAACAUAACCUUCAAACAUCAAGAGUACUGCAAUCAGACGUGAAUCAUCAUAAGACAGGUAAAAUUAUCGUUAUAAAUUGUAAAUUUAAUAUUUUUCAUAGUUUGAAUUAGCCUAAUAAAACAGCUUUAGAAAAAAUUAUUGGUAAGUGAAUUUAUGAUAAUUAGAAAAUUUAGUCAAGCGGUGGACCUAAUACGUGGAUUCUGUCAUUAUAAAAAGGAAACUGCUGUUGGUGGUACUCAUUCUCUGUUUCUUUCAGAUCCUAGUAUACCUUUGUCUCUCCUUCGUCAAACCCUAAUCUUAUCUCCCUCUCUCGAGCGCCUCCUCUUAAAUUCUAGGGUUUCCACCACUUGUAGGGUUUCUUGUUACUCACGUUCUGUUGUUCUGUUGUUCUGUUGUGAAUCUUCUCUUCCUUGAAAGAUUUGAGAAUAACUUUCAUUACAGGUCAUCAAAAUAAAUAUAUUCAUUGGUAAUAAAAAGAAUUUAAAGAGGUGAGUAGUGAUUAGGUUGAUGAUAUAAACAGAGUCAUAGGUAGGUAACGUAGCAUGUGACUUAUCUUAUUUAGGGUUUAAUUGAUUUCUUUUUUUUCUAGAACUCUUACUUGCAGUAGAAGAAAUCGUUUGGUAAUGGAGAGAACUAAGGUGGAAGAUGAGUUAAAUGUCCGUGAGGCCAUGAGAGUGAAUCUCGGUAAAGCUAUUGACAAGCUUCACUCUCAGGCUUCUGAACUACUUGUCUUCACUCAUCAGUGGAGAGACUUGGAGGAUGAUUUGAAGUCAGUGCAAGGUCAAGUGGAGAAGAGGUUCAUGGAGUUGGAGUCAAGAGAGGCGGAGUUGCGAAACAGAAGCUUUGCUAUUGAUACAAUAGGUGAUUUAGAGGUGAAAGCUGAUGGGCUGAGGAGGGAGAUCAAAGACAAAGAAGAGGUUCUUAAGAUGUUGGUGGAAGAGUGUGCGGUCAAGCAAAGGUCAAAGGAAAGUCAACUUGAUGAGAUGAUGGAAUCUAUGAGGAAGACUCAGGCUGAGCUAGCACAGAUGGAGACUAAACUUGAGAGGCAUCGUGUUGAGGUCACUGUAGAGAUGAGGCAUUUGGGUAGGGCUCAAACUCUCAGGAGAGAGUUGGAAGAGGAGAAUGAGAGAAAGACAAGAGAUCUCACAUUGGUUCAGGAGAAAGUUGUGGAGUGUGGUAAGCUGCUUGAGACAAGGUCCUUGGAACUAACAAAGACUCAGGGUGAGCUUGGUUUGAAGGUGGAACAGUUAGGACAUGUAAAGAUUGAGCUUACCACUAAGAUGAAGCAUCUUGAGAGGAUUCAAACACGCAAUAGAAAACUGGAAGAUGAUAUAGAGAGGAAGAGGAAGGAUCUUGCAGCGGUUCUUGAUAAAACUGCAGAAUGUGGGAAGAAGCUUGAGGCAAGGUCCUCGAAACUUGUUUCUAAAGAGAAAAAGUUGCAAGAACUAAGUCUGGACAUUGACCUGAAGGAAGAUAUAGCCAUAUCACUAGACAAGGAGAUGGAGAAGACUUGUCAAAAUACAGAAUCAAAAGCUAAGGAGCUGGAGAACAUUGAAAGGAUGAUUCAUGAACAGAGUGGACACUAUGAAUCAAUAAAGCUGUUGAUUCAGGAACACACUGAAGAACUUGCUUCCAAAGAGAAGAGACACAAAGAGAUCACAGAGGCUAUUCAUAAACUAUCUUGCAAGCAACUUUCAAAAGAGGAAAGAUGCAUUGCUGAGCAUGAGUCAACAGAAAAGGAGUUAAAGUCUUUGAAAGCAAUACUCACUGAGAGAGAUAAACAAAUUGAAGAAGGUGAGAAGCAAUUACAGUACUUGAGUCACUCCAAUAAUGAACUUAUCAGAAAACUCACUGGGAGACAAGAACAGUUUCGUUCAAGACAGAGCUCAACAACUGAUCUUAUAGCUGAGCAAGAUUCAGUUAAAAAGAAGCUUAGGUCUGUGAAAGAUGCAUUCAGACAGUGUAGCCAAAACCUGUGUAACAAAGAGAAGGAGUUGAAGUCUUUAGAGUCAGUACUCACUGAGAGAAACAAACAAGUUGAGGAAGGAGAGAAGAAGAUACAAGAUUUGAAUAACUCCAAUGAGGAACUUGUGAGACAAGUCAAUGUGAGACAAGAACAAGUUUGUUCAGUCGAAAAAGCGAUAAGGGAAUCCACAGAUAAGUUGGGAGCUAAGAGGAAAUAUUGUGAACAGGUUCAAAGAUCAAUUACUGACCUAACUGUUGUGCUGAAAUCAAAAGCAUGUCAUCUUAGUUCCGUCAAGAAAAAGAUUCAAGAAAGCUUGGAAGACUUGCAAUCAAUAAAGGAGCAGAAGGUCAGGCUAAAAGCAUCAUUGAUGGAACAUGAGCAAGGACUUGAACUGAAACAAAAGGAGCUUGACGAAAAAGAUCAGAAACUGAAAGCCACAGAACAGGAGUUGGCUAAAUGGGUUAAGGAUUAUGAUGCGGUAGCAAAGCAGUUGUCUAACCUUUGUCAAGAAAGAAACAUGGAUGUCCACAAACCAACAGGGAACUCAAGGAAACGUGGGAGAUAUGAUGAGUCACUAUCUCAGUCCUUAGAUGUAGAGACUCAUGGGAAAGAAAACACUUACAACUUUGAGAACCGGAGAUCUCAGGACAAGUUCAAGAUUGAUCAAAUAUGGGCUGUUUAUAGCGAAGGGAUGCCAAGAAAGUAUGCUCAGAUCAAGAGAAUCGACACAAGCCCUGAGUUCAAGCUACAUGUAGCACCUUUAGAGCUGUAUCUCCCUCCCAACCUCAUGACACAUCCAGUUUCCUGUGGCCGCUUCAGGUUGAAAACUGGUAUAGCAGAAGUCCUUGCACCUAGCAGCUUCUCACAUGAGGUUAAAGCAGUGAAGAGUAAUGUAAACAGAUUUGAAGUAUAUCCAAGAAAAGGUGAGAUAUGGGCUUUGUACAAAAACUGGAAUAUUACAAACUGUGCUGAUGGGUCUGAAGAGGAAGAUCUUGAGAUUGUGGAAGUUGUGGAAACUAAAGAGCAGAGCAUACAAGCAAUGCUUUUGACUGCUAAAGUGUUUAGCAAGGUUCUAUAUGGAAGGUGUCUUGAGUCAAAGGAUGGUUUUGUAGAGAUCCCAAAGAAGGAAGUGAAUAGAUUCUCGCAUCAGAUUCUAGCGGUCAGACGUGAGAGGAGUGCAACUCGGCUUGGAGAUUGCGAAUGGUGGGAGGUUGACUCUAAAGCAGUUCUUGAUCUUAACCCAAAGAAGCAUAAGAGCAUCACUAUAGGUACAAGCUCUUCCCCAAGUCUCUCAAGUAUUUAAUGUCAAUAUAAUAAGUUUUAAAAUCAUCUUUUACUAGAAAAAAACUAUGAUGGCUUAUACCAUGACAAAUAAGCAUUAGAGUUUCCCAUCAUUUGUUUUGAGUCUCUCGUUAUCUUUGCUUUCUCUCCUUUUUCUUCUUCUAUAUUUCAGUUUUUUAAAAGUUUUUAAUCAGAAGAAACUUGGUGAGAUACCACCAUUGCUCAUGUUUUAUGUCUUUUUUCUUUUGGUAUCGCAUAUAUCUGUCUAGUUUCGACAUGACGGUAGAAUGUGAUUCAAAGUUAGAGCUUAAUAAUUAUGUUUUAGGAAGCAACAAUUAGUAAUUUUUGGCUGUUGGCAUAAAAAAAUUUGUGCCUUUGUAGUUAUCAAUUUUGUUUGUUUACCAAAAUGAGGGGGCUCUAUCUCUUCUCUCUAUCUUAGAGAGAGAGAGAGAAAGCAAUUGUUAUCUUUUGCUAUUUUUGAUUUUCAGAUCUAAAUCAAAUCUAUUUUCGUGCAUGUGUAGAUUAUUUUGUUGAAAUACUUUUUUCCGUUUAUCGGAUUAGUUUUUUGUUUAACGGAUUAAGGUUUCCAUUUCUUGGAUUUUUUUUUCUCUCUGUUCUUUUUCACAUGCCGGCUAAUUCUUUUCGGAUGAUUUACCAAUUACAAUAGAUCUCAAGUGGUUUUCAUCGUUUUGCUCACAUCUCUAUGUCAACGAGAAUACAUAUUUGUUUCCUUAGAUGGAAUUGUCAAAAUCUCUCAUUUGGGUAUUGAAUCGAAUUUGAUUGAUUAAGUUUUGAUAAUAUAAUCCAAAAUCGGUAAAUAUAAGGUUUUCUCUAGAAAAAUGUCUCAACGAAAACUAUGUUAUUAAAUCAUCUUGUUGGUUUUCACUUGUUUGAUAAUUAAGAUGAAGAACAUCUCAACACCAAAGGUGAUUUCAGAAGAAAAAGUAGUCAAAUGGAUUGGAAGAAAAGAUGGUAUGCGUCAUGAUGCCUCUCAUGAAAUUUCUCCAUAAUUGGGUCUAUAUGAGCUCUUCUCCGGCGGAAACACCGAUCGAUGAUGUGUCAAUUUUUUAACUCUCUCGAAAACAUUUAAGAAACAUAUGUUUGGUCUUCAUUUAACCUUAUCAAAUGUUUCUUUUGGGGGUCAUGAUUUGUCUUACUACUAUCUUGUAGUAUGCUAUAAACCAUCAAAUCAACUUAUAUUAAUUUGCUUUUGUGGCCUUAUCUUGGUUUAAAAUAGCAAAGAUAAGUUAGUGUGAAGAAGGUCUCGAAUCUCGCCAACCGCCAUAGCGAUGAAAGGUGAUCGCCAUAGCGAUGAAAGGUGAUCGCCAUGCGUAUGCAUUACAUAAUACUCCAUUUUAUGUUUAAUGAGUUUCCAAGAUAUCCCCUAUAUAUUAAUUGAGAAACAUUUGAAAAGAUGUAACCUCAAUUUUGUAUUAAUUAAAAUAGGGCCCAAUGCAUAGGUGGCACUCAAUUAGGUAGUCAAUUACAUUCAAUUGAAAAAUAAGUAGGUCCACAUUCGAUUUUUAUAUGUUGUUAGAUACAUAAGUUGGUCAAACUAUAUGAUAUAAUGAUA
Molecule: messenger RNA, 4854 nt
Organism: Brassica napus (rape)
Lineage: Eukaryota; Viridiplantae; Streptophyta; Magnoliopsida; Brassicales; Brassicaceae
Product: cilia- and flagella-associated protein 58-like
Exons: 1
Coding region: 658-3303 (881 amino acids)
Source: RefSeq, a predicted model, not a curated record